AGCCUGGCGCGGUUUCGGAAUUGCUGAGCUCGAGGCUCCAGCGGCUUCCCGGGAGUCCGCGGCCAGAAACCGAAGGCGGACCGCAGAUCAAGCCCAACGACGCGCGCGGCUCCCGGCGUCGCCCUUUAAUGCCGUCCGGCGCCCGGCGCAGUACGUCACACGCCGCCUGGCACGGAGGCGGGACUUCCGGGCGUGCGGAGGCACAACUUCCGGAGGGAGGCGGAAGAGCCUCCAGGUUGUACGCUCUGGAGUCCCGGGACCGCUGAGGGGCCGCUAGGGGUACAGGAAAGGGCGACUGAGAGCAGGCCGGCCGCACACAGGGUGUCUGUGCCGCGAGUCUGAGGGAUGAGGAGGGGCCAUGGCCAGCGACGGGGCCAGGAAGCAGUUCUGGAAGCGCAGCAACAGCAAGGUCCCAGGCAGCAUCCAGCACGUGUAUGGAGCCCAGCACCCGCCCUUUGAUCCGCUGUUACAUGGCGCCUUGCUCAAGGCCGCGCCCAAGGUGCCAACCACGCCGGUGCGGGCCAAGAGGGUCAGCACCUUCCAGGAGUUUGAGAGCAAUACCAGUGACGCCUGGGACGCCGGGGAGGAUGACGACGAGCUCCUGGCCAUGGCGGCGGAGAGCCUCAACACCGAGGUGGUCAUGGAGACGGCCCACCGGGUGCUGCGCGACCACAGCCAGCGGCGGGGGCAGCCGGCACUGCAGGAGGCCCCGGGGCCGGAGCAGAGGCUGAAGCCUGAGGCAGAGCCGCCUUCGGCCCCAGGUGACCUGCGGCUGGUGAAGUCUGUCAGCGAGAGCCACACAUCCCGUCCCGCAGAAAGUGCCGGUGAUGCUGUCCCUCUGCAGAGGUCCCAGUCUCUUCCACAUUCGGCCACCGUCGCACUGGGUGGGACGUCCGACCCGAGCACCCUCAGCAGCUCAGCGCUGAGUAAGAGAGAGGCCUCCCGGCUCGACAAGUUCCAGCAGCUGCUUGCCGGCCCCAACACAGACCUCGAGGAAUUGCGGAAGCUGAGCUGGUCUGGGAUCCCUAAGCCAGUGCGUCCAAUCACGUGGAAGCUUCUCUCGGGUUACCUUCCUGCCAAUGUAGACCGAAGACCAUCCACUCUCCAGAGAAAACAAAAAGAAUAUUUUGCUUUUAUUGAGCACUAUUAUGAUUCUAGGAACGAUGAAGUGCACCAAGAUACAUAUAGACAGAUCCACAUAGACAUCCCUCGGAUGAGCCCUGAAGCAUUAAUACUUCAGCCCAAGGUGAUGGAGAUUUUCGAAAGGAUCUUGUUUAUAUGGGCGAUCCGUCACCCUGCCAGCGGAUAUGUUCAGGGGAUAAAUGACCUCGUCACUCCUUUCUUUGUGGUCUUCAUUUGCGAACACAUAGAAGCAGAGGACGUGGACGCCGUGGACGUCUCCAGCGUGCCCGAGGACGUGCUGCGCAACAUCGAGGCCGACACCUACUGGUGCAUGAGCAAGCUGCUGGACGGCAUUCAGGACAACUACACCUUUGCCCAACCUGGGAUUCAAAUGAAAGUGAAAAUGUUGGAAGAGCUCGUGAGCCGCAUUGACGAGCAAGUCCAUCGGCACCUGGACCAGCACGAGGUGAGAUACCUGCAGUUUGCCUUCCGCUGGAUGAACAACCUGCUGAUGCGGGAGCUGCCCCUCCGCUGCACCAUCCGCCUGUGGGACACCUACCAGUCCGAGCCCGAGGGCUUUUCUCAUUUCCACUUGUACGUUUGCGCUGCUUUUCUCACGAGAUGGAGGAAAGAAAUACUAGAAGAAAGAGAUUUUCAGGAGCUGCUGCUCUUCCUGCAGAACCUGCCGACGGCCCACUGGGACGACGAAGACGUCAGCCUGCUGCUGGCUGAUGCGUACCGCCUCAAGUUUGCCUUCGCGGACGCCCCCAAUCACUAUAAGAAAUGAGCCUGGGCCCUUUCUCGGCAGGCCUCGCCGUCCUUCCCGGGCGGCGCCCACCCCUGCCUGGCUGGCGACAGGCCCUCGCGCCAGUCCCGGGACGAGGAAGAGCCUCGCGGGGCAGCCCCGCCCUCCGGGGGAGCUUGCCAGGAUCGGUGCCCAGACUUGGUCCAGGGCUGGCAAGGACGGGCGGCCUCUGUUUCCUGAGAUACCAAAGAGAGCCAGGGGAGGGUGCUGGCUUCUGGGCCCAAAGGUGGGUCGGUAUCCCCCCUCGCCCUCCCCCGGAGCAUCCUUGCCAAAUGACCGCCUGCUGGAACCCCAGCCUGGGCAGCCCGAGAGGCAGAGGCCUGCUGCCUGGGGCCCGGCCAGAGCCAGGUGGUAGCCAUCUCACACCUACUUUGAAAUGCAAAAGUUCUAUUCUGUUGCGUGAAAGAGAAUAAAGUAUAGGAUAGACGACAAGCAGACUCAGUGAGCCGCUGCGCUAGCCUGGGGUCUCUGCUCCCGAGAGCCUGUCACUCCGGCCACGUUCGUGUGGCCGGCCUUGCACUUGGGGGUGUUUUACCUCGCGUGCUCUUGGUCCGAGCUUGGCUAGGAAGCCGACGGCAGGAGCCAAGCCCUGAGCACGCCGAGCUCCCGGAGGCCAUGGGACAGGAGGCCUCUCACAUUCCUGGCUUUCCCCGUCUCUCCUCCUUUAAAAGAGAGAGCCCCCCACCCCCUAGAAGUCCAGGUCAAACCGCCCACCAUGAGGGUCGUCCUCAGACAGAAGGCCCCGUCAGGCAGGGGAUCGCGGCCCUGUGACGAAAGCCCCGAGAGACGCACUUUUCCCACCGCAGCAGAGCUUCUCAGGGACUUGGGGUGCAGCGUGGGCCCGCUGCCGCCCACCCACCCCUGUGCGGUCCCGCAGGCCUGCUAGAGGCCCGACUGCUUGCGCUGCUGCGGGCUGGCUCCUGGGCUCCAAGCACAGAAGGGCCCGGCCCCGGCCUCCGCUGGGGCUGGAUUUGCUGUUCCAGGGGCUUUGGGACUGGCCUUCGCGCAUUCCCCCAUCUGUGUCACGGGCCGCGUGGCCCUGGGGACAUGGACACGCCUGCGGGUGGGGCCACCGCCACAGCCUGUCAGACACCUGAGCCCAUGGCAGGCUCAUGUUCUCAGUGACCCACUCUGACCCCCCUGUCCACUGGUCUGUCCCUCCUUCAGGAGCAGCCGUGCCCCGCCUAGGCACUGGGACACUGGGAGAGCCUGUGGAAGAUGUGGACAUCUGUGGUGUGUGUGUGUUCUUGCUUCUAUAGGAAAAUCUAGGGUCAUUACAUCUGGCAUGGAAAUGAGCACAAAACACUGAGCAAAUGUCAGAUGCUCCCACAUCAGCAGCAGGGACCGGCUUGCCUUAGACAGAUGGCGCAUCCCACCCCCCCCCACCCCACCCCCCGCCUGCUGCCCCACCAAGGGGCCAGGGGCUCCUCUCAGACCAGCCACGCCGCCUCCUCCCCAUCCACCCCUUUUCCGGAUGUGGACCCAGUGACAGUGGCUCUGUGUGCAGGAAGCCCCUUCCCACUCAGCCGAGAUCCACCCCGGGGGCUUCCCCUUCUGUGGCCCACGCUGCACGGCUGGAGUGCAGGGACACACACGAUGCACACCUUGAGGCAGUUUGUUUUCCAGACAGAAAGGACCACCAAGUUGGAGCAAGUGCUGCGUGCAUUUUUACAUGCGUAAAGGCCAGCAGUACUGCACGCGAGGGUUUCGGCGACAGGCCCUGGGUCCAGCAGGUUGAUCUGGACGCAGUGUGCUAAGACCGUGGAAUAGAGACUCGGCGACAGAGCGGCAGCCUGGGCCUGCCAUGAGAGCCCUGGUUCCUCAGGGAACAGGCGCCCCGGCCUGGCCUUGCCACAGCCACAGACAGUCUGAGCCCCAGGCCGCCGCGGUGGACCGAGGACCUCUCGGGGGAGGAAGGUGCACUUGUGCAGGUGGCUGGGGAAGGCCCUUUGCUGGCGGGCAGUGCUCGGCCCCUGCACCGGCCGGCGCGGGAGCUGCAGCAGUGGGGCGGGGGGCCUCCCGUCUGGCCGCAUCAGCCGAGGGCCUGCCGAGGAAAGGGCUGCGCUGGGGGAGGUGCCAGGAUCUGGGACCCAGGACACGUUCCCCUGCUGCCACCACGACGCACACUGAGCCCUCGCCCUGCACCAUAGAAGCAAGGCCCGCCCAGCUGCUACUUCCCAGGGCAGCUUUCGGGGCGCCCCACGCCCCUCUGGAUACCCCCGAGGCAGCUCCCACCCUGGGACCCUCCCACGACAGCACUUCGCUUUCUGCCACCUCGCACUGCCCACUAACUGGGCGUGGGGUGUGGUCCCGUCCCCAUGAGUGGGCUGGUUGUCCCCCAGGGGGAAGCCCGUCCUCCUUGUUCCCCGAGACCCAACAUCAGGCUCAGCUGUGGGUUGCCGUCUGCCUGGGCCUCGUGUUCCGGGCGCGAGCUGACCUCGCUGCUGCCCGCUGUGGUUGGCCAGGUGGAGACAGGCCGUCCCUCCCUGCGGUCACUAAGCAGGCCGUUCUCAGGCCGCCGCUGCGUGUAGAGACAGGCCUCCCUGGUGUCCCCAGCCCCUGCCCUGCACACCGGCCCUGCCCUACCAGGCCCACCCUCGCUUCCCGGCAGUGCUGCGCCUCGCCCCUCAGCUGCGAGCCCCACAGAGGAUGCGGAGUGAGUGCCUGCGGCCACUUCUGUGACUGUGCCAAUGACCUAACCCCGCGUCCCUUUCAUUGGCAAGACGGGCGGAUUACUCUUCUAGGAGAAUAAUAUUAUAUACCCAAAUAAAUUCCAGAGAAGUGGAUUUAAAUAUAAAAAUUAACCCCGCUAUACUCAAAAUGAAAACACAUGGCUAUUCGUCUAACGGGGAGUGGAAAAGGCUUUCUGAGUGUGACACCAGUGGCGAAAACAGUAAAGAAGACUGAUGACAGUUAUCACCCAUAUGCACAAUGGAAACAGACUGCCGUGGCCGCCCGGACUCCAGAACCUCAGGAGACAAAGACCAAUGACAGGUGACACGCUGGGCAGCUGCGUGGGAGACGCAAGUGCCUCGGCACCAGGUCCUUGGGAAUCCGUAAAGAUGGGCACCGCACAGAAGACGGCCCGGAAACAGAAGCGAUGCACGUGGCAAACUGUUCACAUCACUGAUGGUUAAAGAAAUGACGAGAGCCCCAUGCUGAGUGGGUCCCCACGCCAGCUGUGUGACCGGGCUGUAGCAGCAGGAAACUGAUGCUUCUCUCCAGUCUUUACAUUUUUUCUGAAAAUUUUGCGGUGACUUUUUGUUUGUUUUUACGUUUAAACCAUGACGUGGCACAGAAGAGGGGACAGCACGAACCUGGUGCUCGGUGAGUACCGCGAAGGCAGCAGCUGCGUAAGCCAUGGAGCCUAAGUCACGGAGCGAGCUUGCCCGCACGCGGCAGCCCUGCCCGCUCACUGCUUCCCUGCAUGCGCGGCUCUGACUGCUACACCCACUUCCGUUUGCUCAUCUUAAGCUAUAUUAAUGGAAUUGUACGGCAUACACUUUUUUGUGAAUAACUAGUUUUGCUCAGCUGCCCGCCUGCGGGAGUGUCUGUGCGGCCGCGACCGUGCUCACUCUUUCCCGUUGCUGUGUAGUUUUCUGUCGUCUGAGCAGGCUGCAGCCAUCCCCUCUGCUGCUGCUGGACAUCGGGUUGCUCUCAGCGUGGGAGUGUCAGAAAGAAUGUGGCCCGGAACAUUCGUGCGUGUCCCUCGGUGGCCGUGUGCCGGCAGUUCUGUUCCGUGUUCGCCUGGGAGCGGGACUGCAGAGCCGUGUGCAGCGUGUCUUCCACGCUAGGAGACAGUGAUGAACUGUCUCCCAAAGCGGCUUUUCCAACUUGCAUUUCCACCCACAGGUUAUGAUGGUUCUUUUGUCUCCAUAUCCUCCCAACACUUGGCGUGGUUGGUCUUGGGCCUUCUUUCUGGUGGGUGUGUCCCAUUGUCUCCAUGUCCUUGUCCUCCCCACAUGCCCAGAGAGUAGUACCCGUGGCCCCCUCACAACUCCUGCCAUGGGGCAGCUCUGUUUCCUUCUUCCUGCAGCCAAAACGGACAGAAAGAGACCUGCUUAGGACAUCUUGCUGUGCUAUUAUCAUAAGCAUUUUCUCAUGUCAUUAAAGUUUUUCAAGAACACAGCUUUAAUGACUGCAUAAUAUGCAGUUGCAUGGAUUAACAUAAUUCAUUUAUUCCCUUAUUAUACAUCAAAUUGCUUCUAUUUUUUUUCCUAUUGCAAAUGAUGCUGUGAUGAAUGUCCACAUUUCUGAACACUCUUCUACACUAGAUUUUUAGUGAUCGGACUCUUCAAUCAUGAUUGCUGAACACGUGAAUCAGCGAAGCAGCCCCACCCCCAGCCCCAGCGGCUCGAAAUCGGUGGCUGAGGAUCUGCUCGUCUGGUUUCCUUUGGAAUGUCCUAGGAAACACAAGCUUAAGAAAUGAUCUAAACGUUUAAGGAUAACUUCUUAAAGAAUAAAAACCGAGUGUACAACUUCCGGGCAGGGCAGGGAAUGAACAAAAUUGAAAAGGCAAGAAAAGUGGAAGGAAAAGCACAAAGAUGGUGGGUGAACAGGAAGCAUUGCCGCGACCCAGGCAAGUUCAGACACGAGUGAUCGUGAUAAGGACACAUUAUUUUAAAUUCAUCUUCAAAAAGACAUACAUUAUACCUUUUAGAAACUCCAUAACACCCAACAUCAUGCUAGUGACAAGAGAUACACCAAAACCAAAAUUUGUGUUUAUAUUUGAACUGAAAGUAGGAGGAAAAAAACAUGAGGAAAAUACAAAAAAAAAAGUGGUUGGGUAAUAUCUGUACUCCUCCCUAAAUCAUAUGGGAACAGUAUUAACAAGAGCUAAGAGGUGCUUCAUAUCCUCAAAAGAACCACAGUUGUGGACCUUGGUAAAUAUAACAACAGAACCUCAAAGCAAAGAUUGAUACAAUUUUGAGGAAAUACUGACCCUGAUCCAUAGUACAACAGGACGUUUUGACACAUCUGCAGAAAAUGAUGAACCAACGGGAAAAGAACAGUUAAAAAA
Molecule: messenger RNA, 6947 nt
Organism: Microcebus murinus (gray mouse lemur)
Lineage: Eukaryota; Metazoa; Chordata; Mammalia; Primates; Cheirogaleidae
Gene: TBC1D22A
Product: TBC1 domain family member 22A
Biological process (GO): activation of GTPase activity
Molecular function (GO): GTPase activator activity
Source: RefSeq, a predicted model, not a curated record